AUGGGCAGGGCACCGCCACAACCACACGCGGUGGGGAAGGGACAGAGGAAAGGGGAAACGAGAAAGAAAGGAAGGCGGAGCGGACGUAAAAAAAGACGGAAAAAGAAUAGGGCGGAAGACAGGCACCCCAACAGAGGCGACCACAAGCCUGAACAGAAGGCCAGAGGCGAAAGCCAGAACAGGAGCAGAGAAACGAGAGGGGAGACAGCGCAAACGAAGAGACGAAGCGAACGCGAGGGUGCGGCACGGGGCGGGCCCAGCGGAAAGUGCGCGGGGGGCAAGCAACACAGAGACAACAGGAAAAACACCCGGGAGCACGAAGCGAAGAGAACCACACGCAACCCGGGAAAGCAGGCGGCAGAGACGGGGAAACAGGGGAGAGGGAAGCAAGAAGCGAAGCGCAAAGCAGGGGAGAGUGCAGCAGGGGGGCGAAGGCGGGCACCCGAGAAGAGCAGCGGGCGAGGCGGAGAGAGGGAAGAGACAGGAGCACGGAGAGGCGCAACAGAGAGACGGCGCAAAGAGCGGGCAAGCAAGGCAGGCGGACAGAGAGCGAGCAGGCGAAAAGAGCAUAGAGAACAGGGGGCACAAGGCGGCCACACGCGGAGCACAGAACGGAGGAAGGAGAACGGCGACGACAGACACAAGAAGCAGGCGCAAAGGAAGACCGGAAGGGAAGCGCGCAGGGAACAAGGCAGCGGACCGAGGGCCAGGUCGCAGACAAGCAGGGAGAACAGGGGAUCGGCGGCUUGGAGGCCAAGGAGUGCAACAAAGCAUGACCGGUGGAAGCGCGGGCCAACAAAGAAGAGGACGCGGAGGCAAGCGCGCGGCAACAGGAGCAGACGCGGAGUGCUAAGCAGGCCCAAAGAAGAGGCGCGAGCAAGUAGGAACAAUAGGCAGCGGAGGCAGGAGGGCAACGACGAGGCGCGGAGGCAAGCCAUGGGCAAUAAGAGAAGCGAGGAGCCAGCAGGGAAGAGGCAACCGAGCAGCGUGGCCCAAACAGAGACGAGAGACGCGGAGGCCAGCGCAGUGCCCGCCUAA
This is a messenger RNA of Ipomoea nil (Japanese morning glory), 1038 nucleotides long. RefSeq names its product splicing regulatory glutamine/lysine-rich protein 1-like. The record is from RefSeq and is a predicted model, not a curated record. Lineage: Eukaryota; Viridiplantae; Streptophyta; Magnoliopsida; Solanales; Convolvulaceae. The transcript has a single exon. The coding region runs from base 1 to 1038 and encodes 345 amino acids.